CUCAUGAGUUGCAAAAGUUGCAUAGUGAAACUUUUCAUAUAUGGUUUCAUGACCAUGUAAGUGAAAUGUUACUUAAUAAUUAUGACGUGCAAAAAUUCAUAAGCAUUUAAGUACUUGACUUAUACAGAUUAUGAAAUUAUGUAGGUCGCGAAUUCAGAAAACCAAGGAGACGCACUUGUCACAGAUGAACUUAGAUUUCUUGCACGUGGUCCUCUUGAUAAGGCAAGUAGAUUCAAUGGUUAUGUUGUAAAUGGACUCCAGUUCCACACUAAAGCAUGCGAGAAAUGGUUAAAAACUCAAAAUAGUGGGAUUGUAGUAACCUCUAGAUUGACAAGUUAUGCAAGUUCAAGAGAUGCAAGACCCAUUGAAGGAGAGGUCAAUUAUUAUGGGGCAUUAACUGACAUCAUUCAGUUGAACUAUUCUGGAAAAUUUAAGGUUGUAUUGUUUAAAUGUGAUUGAGUUGAUCUAAACAAAGGUUGCAAAAGAGAUAAAUUUAGUUUUAGACUAGUCAAUUUUUCACACCUUACGCAUACUGGAAAAAGUUUGGUUGAUGAUCCUUUUAUAUUUGCUACACAAGCAAAAAAGGUUUACUAUGUGGAGGAUGAUAGAGAUGACGGGUGGCUCUUGCCAAACAUGCAAAGCUAAGGGACACUUUUGAUAUGGGUGAUGAAUUAUCAUGUGGAAGUAGAGGUGGAAGAAACAACUCCCAAAAUCCAAAUCUUGAAAAUGAUGAUCCAAGUAAUCCUUCACUUUGGAUUGGAGAUGAGUAUAAUGAGGGAGUGGAAGUGACACCAAAGAUGGAAAAUGAGCUUGUGGAAGAGGAUCCAUUGUUGAUGAAUAUUUUGAUGAGGAUAUGUUUUAACAUAUAUUUAAAUAUUUUGUUUUUGUAUAUGUUUAAUAAUAAUAAUAAUACUUUGAAGUGAAGUUUGUUACAAAUAAAUUAUUGAUUCCUAGUGUUCUCUUUCUCCAUCUCAUUAAUAAGGUUGGAAAUGACACACAAACGGCUAAGAACCACCAAGACAGUACGUGCCUCAAGUUGUCAAUCGAAUUCAGGGCCUCCACAACACAUUCAAAAUAAGGAACAAUCAAUUUCUCACUUCCAAAAUAAGGAACAACCAGUUUCAUCACUGAAUAAUGUUCAUCCUCUCAAUGAAGAAGUGGAGCAAGUCACCGUUCCACCAAAGGCUAAAAAGCUUCAAGGUUACACACGUAUAGCUGAGAUAUGGGAUUUGAACAAAGAGGAACAAGUGAUAGUUGACGUGAAUGCUCACCAUAUACCAAUAGGUGAUUCAGCUGCAAAGCUAACAAGAUUCAUUGGUACCAUGGUUAGAAUGUUUGAUUUUGCUCCCUUGAAUUACACAACUUGGUCUCAACUUCCAGUUAGAAAGAAGGAAGAAAUGUGGGUGACUGUGAAGUCUAGGAGAAGUUUCAAUUUAAAACAUUGGACGGAAAAGUGGUUAUAGAUGGAGAGCCAUUUAAAUGUAUAUAAGUGUGGGCACUUGGCAACAUGAAUGCUAAGUGGAGGUACUGGAAAUGGAAGAAAAUGAUUUAUGUGAGUAUAUCAACUUACUUUAUUCUUGUUGAAAUUUGUUUGAACUGUUUGUAUUUCGUAUUGUGACACUGUUAACAUGCUAAUAUUCCUGCAGAAAUGUCCCCUUUGAUCAAGGGACAUUCCAGUUCUUGCACAAAAAUUGUUUGAGCAGGUAAUGUUGACAUUGUUUACUAAACUAUCAAUGUUAAGACUUUUCUGUUACAGAAUAAAAUUUUAGUCACAUGAGAAUCACAAUAUUGAUGCUAAAACCUAUAGACUAUUCACUGAUCAGUGAUCAACUUUAGUUAAACAACAAUGAAGGUGGGCAGGGUUCAUCAAUUUGUUGUGGGUCUAUUAAAUUUGCUUUUCACCAUUAUUUAGAAAGAUGACAUGAUUGUCAGACUAAAAUGGCUUACUAUGUUGAAAUUGUGGCAGGAACUACAUAAUGUACUGAGUUAUCUACAAGUCAAACUUUGUUGUCAAACUCUGUUACAUCAUUAAAAAUGAUGUAACUGUAUUUAUCAUUUGUUUGUGAAACAUUGAAACUUGUUUCUUUUCCUUCAUUUCUUUAUUUGUAUUCCUUAUUUUAUGGUGAUGUUUUUUUUUGAUGAAA
Molecule: messenger RNA, 2144 nt
Organism: Cuscuta epithymum
Lineage: Eukaryota; Viridiplantae; Streptophyta; Magnoliopsida; Solanales; Convolvulaceae
Source: the annotation of a GenBank genome assembly